Manihot esculenta (cassava) is the source of this 1304-nucleotide messenger RNA. Its product is annotated as F-box protein At5g52880. The record is from RefSeq and is a predicted model, not a curated record. The coding region runs from base 58 to 957 and encodes 299 amino acids. NCBI's taxonomy places the organism in Eukaryota, Viridiplantae, Streptophyta, Magnoliopsida, Malpighiales, Euphorbiaceae. Gene Ontology annotation, molecular function: protein binding. The transcript is spliced from 6 exons.
AUGAAACUGUACGUCGGGUGACCCCUCCCCUCUCUCCUCUUUCCGCUCUGCUCCAAUAUGUCGAAUUCAACUGAAAGAUACCAGAAGCUAGCGUUUAAGGAAGCUUUGUCAAGAAUCCACCAUUACCCAGUAGCCUGCAAAGAUCUCAGCUUCAUUCUCAGAGAAGCUUAUCAAAAACUCCCUAAGAAUCUUCAAUCCGUCGUCUACCAAGACACCCUCACCGCCAUUCGUCUCCUUCCUGAAAUACAGACAUGCAGCGCUGUUUCAGCAGCCCAUCUUCUGCUCAGGAGCGCAGAGGCUGUAUUGCCCAAACAGAGGAAAAUUUUGGCUGUAACAGAAUUUAAACAUUCAAAGGUUGCUCAUAAGAGGCGCUCUAAAGCUCAUCAGGAGGAAGAAACUCCUGCUGCGACUGAAUUGCCACAAGAUGUUCUAUUACACAUCUUCAGCUUCCUGGAUAUCCAGUCUUUAGUUUCUGUCAGCCUAGUCUCUUGGUCAUGGAAUUUCGCAGCUCACAAUAACCAGCUGUGGCACUCCCUCUAUGCUAUAUUUUUUGGUAGCAAGUGUGACACUAUGCUGCAGAACGGAAGGCAGGGUGAAAAUAAGGAGUUCACUCUUUUGCAGGAGCAUGCGGAUGCUAGAACAAGUAUUGAUUGGAGAGAGGCCUUUAAAAGAAAAUAUAUGGGCAAUUCAUCAAAGAGGUUAGCAUCUAACAGGGGAUAUUGUGUUAAUUGUGAAACAAUAGUUUGGGUAGAUAAUAUGAAAUGCUGUAAUGGAGAAUGUGGAUUUUGGCAAAUCCUGCCUGUAUCUGCUCACCAGGUUGUUGAAUAUUUAUUAUACGGAUCAUCAUCAAUUCCAUCUUCUUCAGACAGUGACAGUGAAUCAGACGAAGGGUCGAUCCACAGGUUGUGGGCCUACCCCAGAUACAUGGGUAGAUAUCAGAAGGUUCAGAACAAGUAAAGGAAAAAUGCCAUCUUUUCAGUUAGGAGGAUCUUUCAAACAUAUGAUGCCUUGAAACUAAUGAAGGUCUCAUUUAUAGUGUUGAUUAGCUUUUACAGGUUUUUCAGUCCUGAACCCUGUCACGUUCAGAUGCUAAAGAGAUUUACAAAAGGGAAGGACCUCCAAGUCAUUGUCAACAUGCUCAAGUUUACCUACAGAUAAGUAAUUAUUAGUGGUAAUCCUCGCAUUGCAAUAGGUGACUUGAACUCUCAAGGCUCUACCAAUAUUGAGGAAUGAAAUUCUCAGUUCAAAAAAGAGGAAAAAAUUUGGUGGUCUGGUUCUUAUUUAUUUAUUUAUUUUCCUCCGAA